UUCUUAAUAAAUUUUUCUUAAAUCGCUUGCUACCCAUUCGCAGUGAUACAUAUUAAUUUGUUCUCAUUAAAUGUUCACGUUCAUUUUUUCCUUUGACAUUUAUUCUUGACAUACAUUUCACUUGAAGGUUUCCACAGAGAUAGGUCGGAGCAAUUAUAUGGUUUCACUAUUCCGUCCUGUGAAUGUUCUUUCGUUGAUACGCACAACAUUUCAUAUCGUUUCAUUGCAAAAUAAAUGAUCUUGAAGUAAAGUCAAGAUAAAAUUACAUUUUGGUAAAAAAGUCGACUUUAAGCGGUCAAUAAAUUAUUAUCAAAAUACCUCUAUCAUCUCGAUGAGAAUCGUCAUCGUUUUAUAUCGUUCGUGUGGUCGAUUAAGCAAUCGCAAGUAUAUAUCCCUAUGGAAUUAAACGGUUAAAAAGAAUGAGAUCAGAAAAGUCGAAUGAACGACCAGAUAUCGUGAUCCCGCGUUCGUACAUAUCAGAUAUAAGGUUUCCCUCGUUCUCUUAUGCGUACGCGCAUGCGCUCUUGCAGAACUUGUGUUUGAAAUUUUAUAUCUCUCGUUGUGCGUCGUCGAACUAUUCAAAAUGAAAGGUGGUAUUCGCUUUGCACAUAGAUAGAAAUCUAUCCGCGAGAGAAGAGCCUGCGAAUGAUCAAAGCGACACUUCGUAAAACUUGUUUUUUCUAUGAGCUGCUACUUUUACGGUCACCGAUAAGGUAUAUUUCGACGUGAUGAUAGACGAUCAUCCCGCCGGAAGAAUCGUUUUAGGCUUGUUCGGGGAUAUCGCUCCAAAAACAGUGAAGAACUUUCUUACGAUAGCUACGACCGGUAUAGAUGGGAGAACUUACGCGGGCACGCCCUUUCAUCGUAUUAUUAAGAAAUUUAUGAUUCAAGGCGGUGAUAUCGAGAAUGGCGAUGGUACUGGAUCUAUCAGUAUUUAUGGGAAAUAUUUCGACGACGAGAACUUUGAUUUACAACAUACCGGACCAUUUUUUCUUAGUAUGGCAAACGCUGGUGAAAAUGCUAAUGGUUGUCAAUUUUUCAUUACGACCGUUGCUACGCCUUGGUUAGACGGAAAGCAUACCGUUUUUGGGAAGGUGAUUGAAGGACAGAGCGUAAUUUUCAAAAUCGAACUGACACAGACGGACGUCUAUGAUAAACCGGUCAAACCGGUAGUUAUAUCCGAAUGUGGAGUAAUUCCGGUGACGUCGCCGUUCUCCGUUUCCGACGAUCCCUACAAUAUCUGGGAAUGGAUCAAAGCGACCUGCGUACCAUUGACUUUCAGUUUCACGGUUCUUGCUUUCUUUCACUGGAUGAUGAAGCAACUUGACGUUUAAAAAUAAUCUAGAAAGUGACUUUAUGUACUGAAAGAGAAAGGAGGGAAUAUCACGAUGGAAGGCGUUCAGAUCGAAUAGGAUAUAAUAUACGUAUAUGUCGUAAGGGAGAGCAAUUGAUAUUACUUAUAUGGAUUCUGAAUAAAUAUUUGUUAAAAUGAAA
Molecule: messenger RNA, 1494 nt
Organism: Vespa mandarinia (Asian giant hornet)
Lineage: Eukaryota; Metazoa; Arthropoda; Insecta; Hymenoptera; Vespidae
Product: peptidyl-prolyl cis-trans isomerase, rhodopsin-specific isozyme
Biological process (GO): protein folding; protein peptidyl-prolyl isomerization
Cellular component (GO): cytoplasm; intracellular membrane-bounded organelle
Molecular function (GO): peptidyl-prolyl cis-trans isomerase activity; cyclosporin A binding
Source: RefSeq, a predicted model, not a curated record